AUGUCAGCCCUGAAGUCAUGGAUCGAUGUGCCCAAAGGGUCAGAUUUCUCACUGAGAAAUAUCCCCUUUGGCAUCAUUACCUCACCCUCAAACCAUUACCGCCGACCGGCUGUUGCCAUUGGGUCCUCAGUGGUGGAUCUCAAAGAGUUCUCAAUAGGAGGCGGCUUCGCGGAGCUCCCAGAGAUCCAAGGCCACCUGCACGUCUUUGGCGAGGAAACACUGAACGGCUUCGCCGCACUCGGCCGACGCGUGACCAACGCAGUCAGACUAUAUCUAAGCGACAUCCUGACAGCGGAUACAAAACGAGCAGGUCUCCUCAAAGACAAUGCAGCCCUCCGCAAAAAGGCCGUGUUGCCGCAGUCAGCCGUCACACUGCACCUGCCCAUGCGCAUCGGGGACUACACCGACUUCUAUGCCGGGCUCAGGCAUGCCUUCACUGUCGGUACGAUCCUGCGCGGCCCGGACAAGGCGCUGCAGCCAAACUACAAGCACAUGCCCGUCGCCUACCACGGGCGGGCCUCCUCCAUCGUCGUUUCAGGGACGCCCAUCCGCCGGCCCAGGGGGCAGAUUCCGCCGCCUGGGUCUACCACUCCCAACUUCUCGCCAUGUAAGCGACUAGAUAUCGAGCUGGAAAUCGCUGCGUUGCUGGGCAAGCCGAGCGAGAUGGGCACACCUAUCUCUGUGGCCGAUGCCUCUGAGUACGUUUUCGGCUACGUGUUGAUGAACGACUGGUCGGCUAGGGACAUUCAAGCCUGGGAGUACGUUCCACUCGGACCCUUCACAGCCAAGAACUUUGGUACGACCAUCAGCCCCUGGGUGGUGCUGGCAGAUGCGUUGGAGCCUCACCAGACGCCUGCUCUGCCGAAUGAGAAUACUUCACUACCGUACCUUGUGGAGGAGAGAAAAGACAACGUACUGGACAUUCAUCUCGAGGUCGAAUUAAAAACUGCUUCUGGAAGCAAAACAACCCUGACACAGACAAGUUCGUCUAACCUCCUCUGGUCGUUCCCGCAGAUGAUUGCCCACCACACAAUCACGGGGUGUAACCUCAGUGUCGGUGACCUGCUCGGCUCCGGAACCAUCAGUGGAGCUGAGAAGGGCACACAGGGUUCUCUCCUAGAGGCCACAGAGGGCGGGAAGAAGCCCUUGCAGCUGCCUGACUCCUCCGAAACGAGAACUUUCUUAGAGGAUGGAGAUGCUGUUACGAUAACUGGGCGAUCUGGGGAUGAUGAAAGUGGCCCUUCACACAACUACGUCCGUCUGCACCACAGUGGCAUAUCUUCCAGGGAUAUGUCCGAUGUGUCAAAUUGUCAAGUAUGCUCAAAGAUUAUGAGUAUCUUCGAUGAAGCGAAGAUUAGACGGCCAUAUGACAUCAAGGAGCUGGGAAGACUUUCCGACAUUAUUGACAUGCCGUGCCCUCAUUCCGACUCGAUUCGCAAAAUUUGGGAAAGCCAGCUUGCAGACGGAAUGACCUCCUCACCAGAACUUUGGUCCGUCAGAGUAUGUUGCCUUUUUGAACCUGUUCAACUUCUCUUCAACACAGAUGGUGAAUGGACAUGCGAGCAAGACAUAGAUCUGGUCGUUAAUGAUGAGCUAAACCACCCGGGGACAUCAAGGUUUCUCAACUCCCAAUGGAUUGAUCCCGCAGUUCCGAAAUCAUGGUACUCUGCCUGCCUCGAUCAACACGGGCCAACAUGCCAAGAACCUACUUGGAUGAAAUCAGAGCCUAGAACGACCGAGUGCCCGGACUGGCUGAUAGAUGUCGUGGACAAGUGUCUCGUGCCGUUUAGUUCCGAGACGGCCAAAUAUGUCACGCUUUCUUACACUUGGGGCGGCGUGAAUGGUCUUAAGAACACUACGAAAACUCUCAAGCGAUUCAGGAAAGGUGGUUCACUCCAAACACACCAAGCACCAAACAUGCCCCAGACUGUUCGAGAUGCCAUGGGUGUUACUCAUUGCCUCGGUGAAAGGUAUCUCUGGGUCGACAGUCUUUGCAUCAUCCAGGACGAUAGUGUUGCUUUGAACAGAAACGUGAACGCUAUGCACCAAAUUUUUGCCAACUCAGCUCUUUGCCUUGUGGCAUACGCCGGGACGGAUGCCAACCAUGGCCUUCGAGGCAUUAAGGAGACAUCGGCACCAAGAUGUGUUGAAUACGCCACUUUGGAGAUAGCUGGUGGGGAAAGGCUGUCUUGCUUUAACGUGCCCUGCAUCCCUAGAGGCUCCCUCGCAAAUGAAGGGAUUGGCAAGGAGCCCGCUGCUGAAGGAUCGACAUAUGAGGAACGUGGAUGGACAUAUCAGGAGUUCAUGUUCGCAAAACGGCGUCUGCUUUUCACUGAUGGGCCCCUUCGUUGGGUCUGUUCAAAGGAGCGAUGGGGUGAAGAGUUGUUGGGUGACUUGGAUCGCGACAAUUUCACACCUGGGAUGUCCCUUGCAUUCUACUCGAUGGAUCAGCGACUUCCAUCCCUCACCAAUUUAGGAUCAAUCAUCUUAGACUACAGCAUCCGUCACUUCACGUAUCAGAAAGAUGCCCUGAGAGCCUUUCUGAGCAUACAAACUCUCCUGGAUAGGGUGUUUCAUGGAGGUCUGAACCACGGGCAUCCUGAGAUAUUCUUCGAUAUCUCCUUGCUUUGGGCAACUCCUCGCGGAGCGACAAGACGGAUCCCAUCAACAGACGCUUCGACUGAUAAAAACGACCUGCCAAAGUCUGUUGCCGAAUGGUUUGCGAUGGAGUCUCCAUUAACAUUACCAUCAAAUAGGCGGCUUGUCAGCUGCAAAUGGCAUCACUACAAAUCCCUUUUUGGCAGUGAUGAUGAUCAAAGCCUCGAUGGAAGUGAUGAUGACCAAAGCCUCGAUGGAAGUGAUGAUGACCAAAGCCUUGGUGGAAGUGAUGAAGACCAACGUCUUGAUGGAUGGGACACAAUCAAUAAAGGAUCAGGGUCGACUGUGUACGAAGUAUCAGGCACGAAGGAGAAAGGAUUUCUGGCCCCGUGUUCCCACUUCCCGGUCCCUAUUCCAGAACUGACGGAAGCGAAUCCCAUUGAACAGCUGCAUUUUCUCUUCGCAGAGACAACUCGUUGUCAUUUCGCCACGAGGCAAGUCGUUAUGCCAGCGUUUCACCAAUACUUUCGCAAAGAGUCUUGCGUUGAGCUUUGUUCUACCAGCGGAAAAUUUGUCGGGUUUCUAGAGGUUCCUGAGAAGUCGGAUGUGGAUUGUUUGCUUGCUUCUGAGACAGUUGAGCUUGUGGCUGUGGCAAAAGGAUGGACUUCAUACAUGUCUGACUUCCGGCGGGCAUUUGAGGAACAGGAGAACCUCAGUACUGAGCCUCCGCCAUUGUAUAACUGGCCCUUGCCCUGGUAUAAGACGAAGGACGAUUGCUAUUUCGUGCUCUGUGUUCAAUGGGAGAAUGGCGUCGCAAAAAGGCAAGCCUCUGGGAGAGUCUACGCUGAGGUAUGGGAGAGGAACUACGACAGCGUCGAACUGAUACUGGGAUGA
Molecule: messenger RNA, 3492 nt
Organism: Diaporthe amygdali
Lineage: Eukaryota; Fungi; Ascomycota; Sordariomycetes; Diaporthales; Diaporthaceae
Exons: 4
Coding region: 1-3492 (1163 amino acids)
Biological process (GO): homogentisate catabolic process; L-phenylalanine catabolic process; L-tyrosine catabolic process
Molecular function (GO): fumarylacetoacetase activity
Source: RefSeq, a predicted model, not a curated record